Letharia columbiana is the source of this 489-nucleotide messenger RNA. RefSeq lists its product as uncharacterized. Bases 1 to 489 code for a protein of 162 amino acids. The transcript has 3 exons. Gene Ontology annotation, biological process: cholesterol homeostasis; cellular response to amino acid stimulus; endosomal transport. NCBI's taxonomy places the organism in Eukaryota, Fungi, Ascomycota, Lecanoromycetes, Lecanorales, Parmeliaceae. Gene Ontology annotation, cellular component: late endosome membrane; Ragulator complex; membrane raft. The record is from RefSeq and is a predicted model, not a curated record.
AUGGGAGCUUGUUCCUCUUGUCUUGGCUUCGGCCGGCGGGAUCGAGGAGUCGAGAAUCCCGAAACAUCACGUCUACUGUACGACGAUCCUUACCGCUCACAAUACGGAGCAACUGGCCAGAGCCAGCAUCGAGUGCACUAUCACCAACCAGAUCCAGAAUCACUUCGACGAGAGACGGAAGCGCUGGAAGGGAUCUGUCAUGAUAUGUCUGAUGACGUGGUAGAUGUUUUCACGCUCACGCCCCAGUCAGGCCAACCCAACAGCAACCUUAACUCCCAACCAACUACAUCCACUGACGAGGGUACGCCAACCGCCAAAAUGCACGAGGAGCAUACUAGAGAGAAGCAUGAGCCAGCACCUCAAAGGAUGAUGUACAGGAGUGUGCGGGCUGCUCCAUCAGCAGGCCACAUCUGGAGGGAUUUGAACGAAGACCCUAAAAGUUGGGAAGUGGCCAAGGCAGUCAUGGAGGGCUCGGGAGAAAGAGGAUGA